UUGAAUUAUUAUUGACACAGAGACGAGACACUGAGCUACUUGACCACAUUUGAAAAUACAAAACAGGACCGAGGAACUCUUGCUCUCAAAACCUAUCGAGUCAGGUAUCAGCUGAAGGACUAAGAGUAGCGGCAGCCAUGGCUCACGGAUGGGGAUACGGAACAACUAACGGACCUGACAAAUGGGGGGAAGAUUUGCCUGUGGCCAACGGGCCCAGACAGUCUCCUAUCAACAUUGUCCCCAAGGAUGCCCAAUACGACAAGUCUCUGAAGGCUCUGCAACUCAAGUAUGACCCCUCCAACUCCAAUGGCAUCCUCAACAACGGACACACUUUCCAGGUGGACUUUGUGGAUGACACGGACAGUUCCACCCUGACUGGAGGUCCCAUUUCUGGAACAUACCGUCUGAGACAGUUCCACUUCCACUGGGGAGCCAGUGAUGACAGAGGCUCCGAGCACACUGUCAACGACAUCAAGUUCCCUUCUGAGCUUCACCUGGUGCACUGGAACACCAAGUACCCAAGCUUCGGAGAUGCAGCAAGCCAGCCUGAUGGACUCGCUGUGGUUGGGGUCUUUCUCAAGAUUGGUGCUGCCAACCCCAGUCUUCAGAAAGUUCUGGAUGCCUUGGAUGCUAUUAAGAGCAAGGGGAAGCAGACCACUUUUGCUGAGUUUGACGCAAAGACUCUUCUCCCUGGUUCUUUGGAUUAUUGGACCUACGACGGCUCCCUGACCACACCCCCACUGCUGGAGAGUGUCACCUGGAUCGUCCUCAAGGAGCCAAUCAGUGUCAGCCCUGCACAAAUGGCCAAGUUCCGCAGCCUCCUCUUCACUGGGGAUGAAGAAACUCCAUGCUGCAUGGUGGACAACUACCGACCCCCUCAACCUCUGAAGGGCCGUCAGGUCCGCGCCUCCUUCGAAUAAACUCAGCUUCAUUCCCUCCUUCACAGUCUCAUCCUUCUAUUGUUCUCCACAUUCAGUUUUUGAUUUACCUUAUAAUUUUUCUUAAAAUCAUCAUAAUGAUGAAGCAACUUGAAAAGUAGAAAAAAAAUCCACCUUAUUAUACUUUCAAUGACUUAGACUAUGUGAAUGUAUCUUAAUUAAAUCUUAAUCUUAAUUGUCACAUUUUAAGUUCUUAAGAUGUGACACACACAGAAUGUCCCGCCAUACACUGGCAUAACACAAUGGCCCAAUAAUUUUGAUUUACACUAACUAACCAAGUAGUCUAAAUGACUACUAGCAAUGGGACAGGAAUUGUGACCCAUGAUCUCCUCAUGUUGUCUUUACCCUGUUGUGGAUCUUAUAUUCUCUGACUAGUCGAAAAGUAAUCAACAUCCUUUUUUGUUUGUAUGACAAUACAGUCUGCUUUAUCAGAGGUAAAAUAUAUCCAUCUAUCUAUUCAUCCUUUGAGAGUCAUGGGGGUUCUGGAGACAAUCUCAGCUGACACUGGGCAAGAGGAGGGCAACAAUCUGGACAGGUUGCCAGUCUAUCAUAGGGCUUAAAAUAUUAAUAUAUAUAAUAAUUUUUUCAACAUAAUUUUAGAUAUCCUACCAAAAAUAGGAAUCAUGUUUGGGUUAGAAUUUGAAAUUUGAAUAAUAAUUCCAAUCAACAAUAUACAGUAUUGUAUUUUUAAUUAAUGCAAUGAAGUUUAAAUGAGACUGACUACAGUUCAAAAUUACUCCUAGCCAAAACUUGGUAAAUAAACAAUGUAUACUUUAAUACAUUAGUAAUAUGCUUGGCCUUGUUUGAAACUGAAAGCCUUUAUCCAUUUACUGAAGCUCUUUCUAUGCAUUUGGCUUUGAUGUGAAUUGCUGCUGACAGAUUCAGAUUGUUUAAGCAAAUGUUUUUAUUGAUGCCUAUUUUUGUCAGUUUGAGACAACAUAGUUAUGCGUUUUGGCCACCCCCAAUAAACUGGUACUUAUACAAGUACAUUUGUAUGCUUGUGAUCACCUGAUGGUAACACUGACUAUGCCUUGCUACAGUAUGUUUUGAAAGACCGACCUGCCUUGCAUUGGAUGAUGCAAUGCCCACACUAAUGCAUGUUUGAACCCCAAUAAUGUGCAUCAUGUGGACAUGGCUAUAGCCAACUCAUCCUAUCAGUGACUACAGUGCAAUUGUCACACCAUUUUUAUGAGAACUAAACUGAACUACCUAUAAUCAGUGCAUUAAACAUUAGCUUUUGGGCACAUUUAAGACUGCUGUUAUGCUGGCAAGAAAUCAAUCAUCAAUGACUACGUUAACCUCCAUCUAACAGAUCAUUGGCAGAUAACAUUAGAGAAGAGAGCAAUGUUUCUUUUCGCUUUUAUAUCAAUGUUGAAAAUCAAAUUUCACUGGCUAACGUGAAACUGCCAUAACUCAAGUGUGUCACUUAAAACUUGUCACAGAUGGAAAACAUAUUUUGUGUGAAUCUAUCAUAACAGUCAAUUUUAUCAAUUAAAACUUAAGAUUUA
Molecule: messenger RNA, 2446 nt
Organism: Scophthalmus maximus (turbot)
Lineage: Eukaryota; Metazoa; Chordata; Actinopteri; Pleuronectiformes; Scophthalmidae
Gene: cahz
Product: carbonic anhydrase
Exons: 8
Coding region: 138-920 (260 amino acids)
Biological process (GO): carbon dioxide transport
Cellular component (GO): cytoplasm
Molecular function (GO): zinc ion binding; carbonate dehydratase activity
Source: RefSeq, a predicted model, not a curated record